Cyphellophora attinorum is the source of this 1575-nucleotide messenger RNA. Its product is annotated as Phosphatidate cytidylyltransferase, mitochondrial. The transcript has a single exon. The coding region runs from base 1 to 1575 and encodes 524 amino acids. The record is from RefSeq and is a predicted model, not a curated record. Gene Ontology annotation, molecular function: phosphatidate cytidylyltransferase activity. NCBI's taxonomy places the organism in Eukaryota, Fungi, Ascomycota, Eurotiomycetes, Chaetothyriales, Cyphellophoraceae. Gene Ontology annotation, cellular component: mitochondrion. Gene Ontology annotation, biological process: CDP-diacylglycerol biosynthetic process; cardiolipin biosynthetic process.
AUGACCUUUCGGCUUGUGCCCAGCAUCUUGGGCAAGCGGAGCGCCGAGCUGCCCGCCAUCUGCUUUCGGCGUGUGCGUGUGCCUGUCGAUCCCGCAGGCUGUCUUCAUUCGCGCUACCGGUCUUACGCGACUGUCACCGACGACAAGAAGAGUGAUACUGCGCACGAUGGCAGCUCCGCCAGAUCGACGUCGAGUUCGAGCGAGGCCUCCCAAUCGACCUCUCCUCGAAGCUCUUCCCAUAACAGCAGCAGCAGCGGCAGGUCGGCAGGCUCAAGAAGUACAGACAUCAGUUCACGAAAGAGUUCCGACUGGGAGUACAACCCUGAUCUCAGCAUCUCCGAGUUCUCUGAGCUGCCCAGCCAGAACUUCGGCGUCAAUCAGCACAUGAUCAUCAACGAAGAGUUCAAGGAAGCCCUACGGCAAAUCCUUUGGCAGUUUCGUGCGCCUAUACGAUAUGCUUUCGCCUACGGAUCCGGCGUCUUCUCCCAGACCGCCUCAGCCUCAAGCGGCGGCUCCUCUACCCUCCACCCGAGCCCUCCCGAAGCCAUCACAAAAGUGCAAAAAGGCGGACAGAAAAUGAUCGACUUCAUUUUCGGCGUCUCCUACAGCCAACACUGGCACUCCCUCAACCUCCAACAACACCGAGACCACUACUCCGGCCUCGGCUCGCUCGGCUCCUACGCCGUCUCACGAGUCCAAGACGCCUUCGGUGCCGGCGUCUACUUCAACCCCUACAUCACCGUCAACGGCACCCUCAUAAAAUACGGCGUCGUCAACCUCGAUACCCUCUGCAAAGACCUCUCCGAAUGGAACACCCUCUACAUCGCCGGCCGUCUCCAGAAACCAGUCAAGAUCCUCCGAGACAACCCCUCCGUCCGUCUCGCCAAUCAAGUCAACCUCAUCUCCGCGGUGCGAACCGCCCUCCUGCUCCUCCCACCCACCUUCACCGAACACGACCUCUACUCCACGAUCGCCGGCAUCUCCUACAUGGGCGACCCCCGCAUGUCCGUAGGCGGCGACGACCCCCGCAAAGUAAACAACAUCGUCUCCAACCAGAUUACAAACUUUCGCCGUCUGUACGCGCCUCUGAUCGACAACCUGCCCAACAUCACCUUCAACGACCCCCGCUGCAGCAAUCAAGACUGGAUCCUCGACGACACCAUAAACGCGAAGCUCGAGCAAAACAUGCACCCCUCCACACGAGGACACAUGGUCCGCCGUCUUCCUUCUGCCUUCCGCAGCAAGCUGUACUUUGAAUACCAGUCCAAAUUCCGCAUCAAUAGACGCGAGUUUCGCAAGAUGAUGGAGGAGACCAAAGACGACGACGCGGAGUCGAUACGAAGGCGCGAGGGCGGGCCUUUUGAGCAGCGGAUUGCGGCGGACGAGGAGGGUGGUGGUUUGAGAGAAGAGGUCAGGCAGGUAAUUACCAAAACGAUCCAGUGGCCGGCCACGACGCAGAGUCUGAAGGGGAUCGUAACGAGCGGGUUCGGGCGGAGCUGGAGGUAUAUGCGAGAGAAGCGGGAGAAGGGGAGGGCGAAGGCAGUGGAGAAGCAGGAAAAGGAGAAGUCCUCCUAA